CUUUGGUACAGAGGUUCUGUUGCAAUCUGGGGAAGAAGUGUCAUCUUUUACCUACUGCAUAUGUUAAAAGAGGCUCCAAGUAGGAAGUGAAGGUGAUUCGGGGCUGUAGGAAGAAUGGAGACGGCAAUGAACAGGACAAGGAAUGAGGUCACAUACACUCAGAGUAACCCACUGUUUGGCAUGUCACUCAGCAGGAGUGAUCUCUACAGCGUUCAGUCUGAUGACCUGAAGCGAUCCAGGCCCAGGAAACUACAGUGUUUUCAUGUCAUAGUUAUUUACCUCAUCCUGCAGACAGUCCUUAAUGCUUUUCUUCUUUAUAAAGUUUUCACAUUGGAGGCUUCACUGGCUCGCCCCAGAUCAGAGGGGCAAACAUCCAAUGACGGUUCUCAUGGUUAUGAAAACUUCCAAAGUCUCAUACAAAACAACAGUCAGGAAACCAAGACCCUGAGACACCACCUAUGGACCCUGGAGAGCCAGAUUAAAGGCCUGUGUGGUGAGGAAGGUCAGUUGGACAAACUGAAGACCGACCUGAGCCUGCUCAAUGCCACCACCCAUAACCUGGAAGGCAAGCUAACAGUCAUCAGCUUGAAGCCAGGACCCCCAGGUCCUCCAGGCACCAAUGGACAUCCGGGUAACCGAGGAGAAAAAGGCAGCAAAGGAGACCAUGGAGAUAACGGCCUUCCAGGACCAAAGGGUGAAAGGGGAGACAAAGGAGAACAAGGAGAGCCAGGUCCUAGGGGUUUACCUGGGGAUCAAGGACCAGGUGCAAAGGGAGAGAAAGGCGACCCUGGCAUUCCAGGUCCUAGAGGACCAAGUGGUUACAAUGGAACACAAGGUCUUCCUGGGCCACCAGGUACCAAAGGAGAGAAGGGAGAGAUGGGAAGCGAGUUGACUGUGCGUCUUGUGCCAGGAAAAAACCAAGGACGAGUGGAAGUGAAGCACAACAAUGUCUGGGGCACUGUGUGUGAUGACAGGUUUGACCGUUUGGAUGGCUUGGUGAUCUGUAAGAUGCUGGGCUUCCAGACUGUCCAUUCCACCUUUACUGCCGACCCAGGUUCUGGCAAGAUCUGGCUGGAUGAGCUGCGGUGCACAGGAGCCGAGGAUGAUAUCUUUGAUUGCCCUCGAGGUCAAAUCGGUGUUAAUGACUGCAACCACAAUGAAGACGCUGGGUUACACUGUGUCUAGACUGAAGAUGGAAUCUCUGCUCUCAUGGAAUCAAGAGCAACAAAAUGUUUUCUGAAACUCAGUGUUCACUAUAUAUCACAGGAAAUAUUUCACAUUUUACUUCACUGCAUUUAUAUAUUUGACAGUUUUGCUCAAAACUUACUUUAAUGAUUGAGCUUUAAAAACCUGUUAUGAGCUUAUGAUUCAGUACUAUACAAAAAGCCUGCACAUUAACGACGUAACAGUAAUUUUCCUUGUAGAUCACUAUAAAAUAUCCCUGAUAAAGAAACUCAAACUUUA
Messenger RNA from Oreochromis aureus, 1464 nucleotides. RefSeq names its product macrophage receptor with collagenous structure (gene marco). Gene Ontology annotation, cellular component: membrane. Bases 115 to 1185 code for a protein of 356 amino acids. The record is from RefSeq and is a predicted model, not a curated record. The transcript has 11 exons. Lineage: Eukaryota; Metazoa; Chordata; Actinopteri; Cichliformes; Cichlidae.